UUUCCCCAUCCAUGAAUAUUUUAUUUACGUACGACGUACCUAAUAAAAGCUUUGGGAGCACUAGGUACCUAGCUAACACCAUUACCAAUACGCAUUUCUGCUGUGAAAACAAACAUGUCUCUUCCCUCUACCAACGCCAAUGGGCAGCCUUCCAUUCGUAAUUUCUUCGUAUCCAAACCGCCCGCAUACACUCCGCCCCCCGCGUCGUCACGCCCACAAGGCACAUCUUCCGCUCCUUCUCCACUGCCAUCGACAACUGCUACUGAACCUUCUCCUUCGAAAAUCGCACAACCUGGACUGAUAUCACUACCGUCGUCAGCUCCUGAGGUUAUACCAACAAGGCCGGCCGGCCUCCACCCACAAGCCACCAUCUCCCCAAUUCUUCCCGAAUACAUCCCCGCUCUACGGCGCAUAACUUCCCUUUUACUUCCGGUUAGCUAUCCCGACUCCUUCUACACAAAAAUCUCCGACCCUUUGUCGUCAGGGGCUUUCAGUCGUGUGCUCUUAUGGUCCGACCCCGCCGAUCCCAUUGAUUCCACACCAAAAGUAAUAGGGGGUCUUGUCUGUCGGCCUGAACCCUCCCCCUUCUCAUCUGUACCUGGUCGAAGGUUUGCCGCUCCUACGACCCCCGACGCCCAGCCUAAUGCGGUGUAUAUCCAGUCGCUCGUCUUGCUUUCGCCAUACCGACAAUUAGGUCUCGCCGCGGCGCUGCUGGAAGAGGUCGCACGGCUCGCGGCCGCCAGCGCAUUUGCAUGUCGGGAGGUUUACGCCCACGUGUGGACGGAUAACGAGGACGGCCUGCGCUGGUACCUGGCACGUGGGUUCACUAAGCACAGCGAGAUUAGCGGAUACUAUUUCAAACUACGGCCAGACAGCGCGUGGAUUGUACGCCGGCAGAUCAACACCAACGGCGUGACCUCGGCACUCGGUCUCGAAAGCAGCGUUAGCAAGGAGGCGCAGGCUUCGGAUGGGACAACGACAAUACCAUCAAGUACCACAACGGCAGCGGCGAAUCUACUAAAUAAGCCAACAGCACCCCCAUUGCCGGCUUUAUCGCUGCCACCCAGGAGUAGUGGACCUUCGCCUAAUCGGAGCCCCGGGGCAACGGGUUUAUCGUUCCAGAAUGCGCGGCCAGAUAUGGAGUGGAACGACCUGCCGGCGGAUAUGCACAGCGCGACCGCCAGCAACGCCAGCUCACGAAGUAGCUCUACCGCGCCGCGUAAGAAGAAGGAUCGCGCAUAUCCUGCUGCCGCUUUUGGGAAGUAAAUUGCAUAGCAACCCUUCCCGAACCCCAAGAUCCCACCACAAACGCGUAUACCAAGAGCGAUUUUCAGGAGUACUUACGCGCCUCACAAAUAGGGUAGAAUUGCAUGGGAUGGAGUAGAAUAGGGAUAUGAAAGGCUAUGAUUGCUCGUAGGCUGGCUUUGAUUCGCGCAAAAACACAAAUGAUCCAAUGGGUUUGGCGUUUGCAAAAGAUGUGUGCUGGGCGGGGCUUCUCAACGCAUCUUCUUACAUCCACGAAUGCCUACCCUCCAAGGUACCUAUCCGUCUAUCUACAUAGUACAUAUGUAUAAAACAAAAAGGAUUGGCUAGUUGAAGUUACUUACCUUUAUAUAUAUUUAUCUACUACCAAGGUUACAAGACAAGGGGGGUGGUUAUAGAUGUUGGGGAGACAGGAAGGCGUAAAUAAUUGGUUUAGAACAACACUCGCGGAGUU
Hypoxylon fragiforme is the source of this 1717-nucleotide messenger RNA. RefSeq lists its product as uncharacterized. Gene Ontology annotation, molecular function: acyltransferase activity, transferring groups other than amino-acyl groups. The transcript is spliced from 2 exons. Bases 115 to 1266 code for a protein of 383 amino acids. The record is from RefSeq and is a predicted model, not a curated record. Gene Ontology annotation, biological process: mitotic sister chromatid cohesion. Gene Ontology annotation, cellular component: NatA complex. NCBI's taxonomy places the organism in Eukaryota, Fungi, Ascomycota, Sordariomycetes, Xylariales, Hypoxylaceae.